Notolabrus celidotus (New Zealand spotty) is the source of this 1871-nucleotide messenger RNA. It is a transcript of the gene cldn5a, whose product is annotated as claudin 5a. The coding region runs from base 332 to 979 and encodes 215 amino acids. Gene Ontology annotation, cellular component: bicellular tight junction; plasma membrane. Gene Ontology annotation, biological process: cell adhesion; bicellular tight junction assembly. The record is from RefSeq and is a predicted model, not a curated record. The transcript has a single exon. Gene Ontology annotation, molecular function: structural molecule activity. NCBI's taxonomy places the organism in Eukaryota, Metazoa, Chordata, Actinopteri, Labriformes, Labridae.
CUUUUCAUUGGUCCCGUGAGGAUGCGGUGAACGAUGAUUGGAUGAAAGUUUCUCUUCGAGUCCUUACACCCCCACCCCGCAGAUAUUCGUGGUCCGGUGCUACUGUGAUUCCAGUUGUUUUCACAUCUCCACUCAAACAAAGAGACUCAGAGCUACUGUCUCUUUCAUCUCAGAGUAAAUGUGGUGAGUGAUGCGCAACUAACGAUCGACGCUCCUGUACAGCAAGGAGAAUAGAAGAAAGAAGGGCAGAAAUACACCUUGCUCUCUAGAGGAGAAAUAAGGGGAGACUUUCAGAAACUUCAGGCGGACUUGAUUAAGGUAAAGAACGAAAAUGGUGUCGGCCGGACUGGAGAUCCUGGGACUAUCGCUGUGCGUAAUUGGCUCGCUCCUGGUGAUGGUUUCAUGUGGGCUGCCCAUGUGGAAGGUGACGGCUUUCAUCGAAGCCAACAUCGUGGUGGCUCAAACGAUCUGGGACGGCUUGUGGAUGUCGUGUGUGGUGCAAAGCACGGGCCAGAUGCAGUGCAAGGUGCACGACUCUGUCCUUGCCCUAAGCCACGACCUGCAGGCGGCCAGAGCGCUCACUAUCAUCUCCUCUGUGAUGGGCGUGCUGGGGCUCAUGGUUGUCAUCGCGGGCGCGCAGUGCACCAACUGUAUCCGAGCCGAGUACGUCAAAGCCCGGGUUGUGAACGCCGGAGGGGCCGUCUUCAUCAUAAGCGGUGUGUUUGUGCUUGUGCCUCUCUGCUGGAUGGCCAACAACAUCAUAUCGGACUUCUACAACCCGCAGGUGCCCGCAUCCAAGAAGAGGGAGAUUGGCGCUGCACUCUACAUCGGCUGGGCAGCCUCUGCGCUGCUGCUGAUCGGAGGAGCGCUGUUGUGCUGCUCCUGUCCUUCCAGCGGGAACUCUGGAUACUCGGUAAAGUACGCACCGACCAAGAGAACCACGCCGAACGGGGACUAUGACAAGAGGAAUUAUGUGUAGUUAUUUGGCCAGCAGCAGGCGGUGCGUAAAAGUGUUCUGCAGCUUUUGAAAAACUGUUUUGUUGACGGACGUUAUCUUUUGCACCUGCUGUUUUUGUUUUUUAGAGAUGUGAACUUUGGAAAUCAAUGGAAGCACCUCUGCUGUUUUAACACUGGCCCUCACUUCAACACGCUCGGACCACAAAUUCACAAAUCCCUUUUUUCUACAGGAGAUUAAAAAUAAGACUAUAAACUACAAGAGGUAGCUCAUGACAAAAAGGAGUAUCUUUGUUAGGUACCUGCUUUUGUAAGUCUUCCAAAUUAUCAUUAGCAUUUUGAAUUGUUUACUGUUGUAACUGCGAAGUUUUUCUUUUCUAGAGGAACUCUUGCCAUCGAAUAUACACACUGUUCUUUUGCCUUGAUGUGCAUUGUCAGCACAGGCAUGCACAGUAUCCGAGAAUGAUUGCACUCCCACAAAGAACCAUUUCCUUUAAGGGAACUACGCCGACAUGUUGAGGACUCCAACAAUGUCAAAUAGCAAUAAAGAACGGAGAAGAAGAAAAGUGUAGACAUAUGAAAGACCUAAUAAAUCCCGGACAGGCUUUUGUGUUUGUUCCCAGGUCAAUGUCGGAGACUUUUUGAAGUUUGCAGUCUAAUUCCGGAUCUGCAGAGCGAGCAGGAAUCCUGGAUCAACAGGUCCCACUAUGAAAAGUUACAGUCCGUUAUUCGACUGCACUGAUCACCUGCGACGUUUUGCAUCACUGUCACAGCAGGACAUUUUUUUUUUUCCAAAACGUUUUAGGAAUAAACUUUCUUCUCCGUUGGUUUGUUAAUGUAAUGUUUCAUUAUUCGUGUAUAUGAAGAUGCAAUAUUGUUUCGUUUUAUUAAAAUUAAACUGAGUAUAUUGUCUAAAA